GGCGGAGCUAGGCGGCUGGUGCAGAGCGACAGCGCCUAUCUUUGCACCCGCCGCUGUCGCCCGGGCAGUGAGAGGCCAGCGGGGUUGCGCGCUGCGCAGCUCGGUCCCCCUGGAAGGCUCCCUGUCUCCUGCGUCCCAGUCGGGGAGGAAGAGAGGCCUCUCAGCACAUUUCCGAGGCAGUACAUUGCCAGAAUAUUGGCUACUUAUUUGGACAAACAUUUCUCCAAGGAGGACGAAGCACUCUGUGCCCAUGUUACCACCUGUGAAGGACUGACUGACCCACCAGCUUGUGCCACUUCUUGCUCCCGCCAUGGGACCUUCGGGGAGCAUGCUGAGCAGCGGACAGAUGCAGGUGGUCCUGUGGGGCAGUUUGGCGGCUCUCGUCACUUUCUUCCUCAUCAGUUUCCUCGUCUUUCUGUGCUCCAGUUGUGACAGAGAAAAGAAGCCGAGACAGCACAGCGGGGACCACGAGAACCUGAUGAACGUGCCUUCUGACAAGGAGAUGUUCAGCCGCUCAAUAACUAGCCUGGCCACAGAUGCACCUGCCAGCAGUGAACAGAACGGAAUACUCACCAAUGGGGACAUUCUUUCAGAAGACAGUACUCUGACCUGCAUGCAACAUUAUGAGGAAGUCCAGACCUCAGCUUCAGAUCUGCUGGACUCCCAGGACAGCUCAGGGAAGCCAAAAUGUCAUCAGAGCCGGGAACUGCCCAGAAUUCCUCCUGACAGCGCCGUGGACAUGAUGAUCAACGCGAGAGCCGUGGAUGGGGACCAGGGCCUGGGGACGGAAGGGCCGUACGAAGUACUCAAGGAUAGUUCCUCCCAAGAAAAUAUGGUGGAGGACUGCUUGUAUGAAACUGUGAAAGAAAUUAAGGAGGUGGCGGCAGCUGUGAACCCAGGGAAAGGCCAUGGCAGCAGGUCAAAGUCAACUUCCGCUUUGAAAGAGCUUCCGGGGCCUCAAGCCCCCCAAGCAGACUUUGCUGAGUAUGCCUCGGUGGACAGAAACAAAAAAUGUCGACAGAGUGUUAAUGCAGAGACUGUUCUUGGAAAUUCAUGCGAUCUGGAAGAGGAAGCCCCACCACCUGUCCCCGUUAAACUUCUGGAUGAGAAUGAAAACCUUCAGGAGAAGAGAGAGAGCAAGACAGGAGACGAAGGAGCCACAGAGGGGACCAGUGAAACCAACAAGAGAUUUAGUUCAUUGUCGUACAAGUCCCGGGAAGAGGACCCAACUCUCACAGAAGAAGAGAUCUCAGCCAUGUAUUCAUCAGUAAAUAAACCUGGGCAGUCAGGGAAUAAAUCGGGACAGUCUCUUAAAGCUCCAGAGUCCACCUACACCUCCAUCCAAAGCGCCGCUCAGAGAUCCCCCUCUUCCUGUAACGAUCUCUACGCGACUGUUAAAGACUUCGAGAAAACGCCAAACAGCGGUAGCAUGCUUCCAGCAGCAGUGAGACCCAGUGAGGAACCCGAGCCCGAUUAUGAAGCAAUACAGGCUCUAAACAGAGAGGAAGAAAAGGCCACCCCAGAGACCAAUGGCCACCGAGGCCUUCUCCCGAAGGAGAAUGACUAUGAGAGCAUUGGGGAUUUGCAGCAGUGCAGAGACAUCACCAGGCUCUAGCAGCCCCAAAGACAACCCCAGAUGCCGUGUGCUCAGCCGCCUGGAGGGCUCAGCUGCCUGGGGGGCACUCCUGCGGGAAACAAGAAGCUCUGUCAACCCACACUCUGUAUGCUGCUCCGGUAACCUGAAGACGAUUGAAAACGUGGAGACUGUUUAGCAGGGUCGGAAACAGUGAGGUACGUACCGAGUGCACCCGAGUGCGUCCCUGCCUGCAGGGGGCACUCGCACGCCCAAGCACAUCUCUUUCAUGCACCCUCGCCCUCUGGAAAGGUCCCAGCUGUCGGUGGUUUCAUCCUAUUCGUGAGGAAAGCCAAGAUGAAAGGAAGAACUGCGUUCAUCAAGAACCACGACCCCACCUGCCUAAAAUACUGCCAUUCAGAAGAGCCAGGUUUUUCUUCCUUUCUUUUUUUUUCCUGUCUGCCCCUAAUAUUUCUUCCCCGUGAAAUCUUCCGAUUUCUAAUGGUUCAUUCCGAGAAAAUUCUCCCCCGAGGCUUGGCCCUUGCCUUCCACUUAGGGAUUUUAAGAUGGUAAGAAACUGUGGUUGCUGGUUCCUGUCAGCUCACAGGCCUCUUCCAAGAGCCGCACCUGGAAAAACGACCACUGCAGGUGGACAGGACCGGGGCUGCCUCUUAGGUUUAGGUCUUCAUUCCUUCUGAUUUAGGCACUCCACAUUGGCAGCCUCUCCCAAAGUACUUGAAGUCAUUUUUAGAUGCUUUAUUUUAUUUUUCUAGUCAAAGCGUGCCCCCCCUCCCCAGUAUUUGAAACUCUUCAGAGCCUUUUCAGUAUUUUCAAUGAACAUUGUGGUACUUCUAUACUUGUUUUAGCCCAGAGCUCAUUUCUCUGAAACAGAGAGCCUUAAUCUCCAUGUUGGGACACACCACAUAUUUGGACGGCAGCCAUGGCAUCCGUCUCUGAAGGGCUGCGGACUUGAAUGUGUAUUUCUGAUGCUCUCUGCUGCCACACUAACAGUGUGAGAUUUCAUAAGUUAACUGCUACCCUAAGGUAAUCUAUCUAAAAUUAAAAUGUAAACAUUUAUUUUUGUUAUAUAAAUUUAUAAGAUGUUUUAUGUUUAACGCCUAAUUUCUAGAAAGUGCCAGAAAAAAAAAUGUAUAUUAACUAUUUUGAUUUUGUGUACAAUGAUUUAUACUCUCAUUUUGAAAAGACACCAUAAAGCACAUAAGCUAGGUAACUACACGUAGCUGUUAUCUUUUUUCUAAUCGAGUGUUUAAAAUACUGAAGGUUUUUUCAAGACUUAACUUUUCAAAUGGUACUUGGAGCUCCUGGUCAAAGUCAUCUGGCUCACUAGAGAAAUCAGCAGAAUAAACACAAAGGAUCAUUUUCAGUGAGUUCAGUGGGCAAUACUGAAAUAUUUGAAAUGGUUGAAAACAAUGGAAAGAACGAAAUAUGACUAGGGAUGUCUGCAUUAUUAACCUCAUGAAGGUAUUUACAAUUCCAUUAAGAUUCAGUUACAUGUUUAAGAAAACAGUGAUGGUUUCUGCAAGCCAGUCCUUGCAAAUGCAAAUUGCCUAUUGGGGUUUUUUUCCCUUUCAUUUUACAAAAAUCAGUGGCUGAAAUAACUCUGAUUAAGAGCUCAGCCUGGUUUGAAUUUAAUCAUCUCUUUAGACUUUAUAAGGCCAACAUUGGGAAACUUGUUCACUUUUCAUUUUAAAAGGAACCUGCUAUUAUACAGUGUGGCUACAGAAAGGGACCUUUUCCUACACUGACAAAGGGGGAAAAAAGAGGCAGUUAUUCAUUGCUGCUGCGACAUGUCUGGCUUUUCAGGUUGAAUACUCUUGCUGUUUUCACUCAUUAUGACAAAGGACGCCGUUGGAGGAUGAGGCAUCUUGCAAAUGGUAGGGACCAGCUCACAGGCGUGUUUUUUUCCCAUCCCUUGCAUUCAUGGCUUGAUUUUUGUGACUGCUCUGUGAUACAUUUCUGAAAAUUGUGAAGUGAGCUUUGUUGGGGUAAACCGGUCGGUUGUCAUUAUGUUUCGGUCAUCCUGGUCUUUCCCAUGAAGACCGCUCGAGCCUAAGCACAAUCAUCAUUGACUAGAAGAUAAGGGCAGAAAUACCCUUGGAUUGGGGGGAAAGUUCAUCAGGAAGGUGCCACAAGUGGGCCUUGUUCUCUGAAUUCGUAUCUUUCAUGAGCACUGUUUUGCCUGGUGAUUUUCAUUGCUUACUUGGUAUUAAUGAGUUUGACCCAACAAUCUCUACAUCCUGGGGUUCCUUUAGCACUUGGGGACGGCCUUGUCACAUCGCAUACCUAGUAUUGUGCAUGCUGCAGUAAUGUCCUUUAUGAGCGCUUGACCACUCCAAAGUUUUACUGUAUUUCAUAAUGUCUUUACUUAUUGCCAGGGAGGUGAGAAUGACCUCUAAAGUGUAAAAUCAUUUCCAGAGAGGAAAGUUCUUUAUAAAUAGCCCUAUCAUCUUGAAAUUUCAUUAUCAGAAUUUCCCCCAGAAGCUCUGAAAUAAAGGCUAUGCAAUAUAGCCAUAAAAUAUGCACUGAACUCUCUCUUGAUUUGAGAAUCUGUGCUAAGAAUAAGUUGUGAUUUGAAGUAUUAUAAGUAUAUUUUAAAAGAAACUAGAAGGUCCUCCGGCAUAAAUGCUAAAAGAAGUAAUAGCACAAUCCAUGAGGGGUGGGGGGCAGGGAGAAGCGGAGUAAACUUUGGGAGCAGGCUUGCUGUUUAGACCAUUGGGUACCUCACUGAACUACAGUAUUGAUGUAUCCUCAUGGUUUUGACCUUAAAGUACAGUAUUUCAUAAAUUUUGUCACUUUUACUUUAUUCAUUGAAAAUCUGUACUAGUCUUUGAGUUGGACAAAAGCCUAUGGCUUCUUUAAAAAAGUUUCAUGUUCAGCUAAAUGUUACAGUUUAAAUCUGUGAAAGGUAGUUAUGAAAAGUUUUUACAGUAUUUUUAAAAUUCAACUUUGACAUCCAUAUUAUGCAUUGUUAUAACUUACGUUAUGUGAAAUUACACAAAUAAACUAAGUUUUAGGAAGUGUUUUUUUGUCCUGUAAGUCAGAAUUGUAAACUCAUCUUGCCUAAAGGCAGGAUCUUUGUUUUUAGUCAGAUAUUUUGAAAGUUUAGAAGAAUUUUUAUGCUGUUUUUACUAUUUCUCAAAUGCAGUCAGCAGGAAAGUAUGACCUAUUUUACGUGAAAUGUUUAAGGAAAUUUUAAAUUCUAGAAGAAAGUAAUUUUUGCAAAUAUGUGGGCCACAUACAUUUUCUUUCCUGUCCACUAAAUUAUGUCAUUAGGUUUAUUAAAGCUUUUGAAGGUACUGCUGUCUUUUGUGGAAGAAGGCUAAUUACUGAUGUAUCUGCCCUCAAAAUCCAAGAGUUAAUUCUAAUUAAGUGCUAACAAGAGGUAGCCACCACGAAGAACUAAAAUUUAACCUCAGGCUGUCACUGUAUCUAUUUCUCGUAUUUGACUUCCGUUUUCUUAAUUAGAGCAUUUAUUUACUUUAACCAGUAACACACUGUGUGUAUACAUGUACAUAUACUAUACAUACAUACCUAUACAUAUUUACACACACACACACACACACACACACACACACAUAUAUAAAGAUGUCUUUGGAAUGUCUCCCCUACUAGUGUGAUGACUAUUGUCAUAAAAGCAAAAUAGAAAAAAGCUACCCAAUAGUUUUCACUCAGUAAUUACAAGAAAGCCUUCCUAGGUUGCCCUCAUACCAUUUUUCUUAUUAAUAAGUUCAGGUUUUAAGUUGUGUCCAUAAUUCUCUUCGUUGAAACCCAGUGGUGUUUUAAAAUAGUUUUGUCUUGGUUUUUUUUUAAAUGUGUGUGGCUCCUUGCAUAUUCAGCAUGACAGGAGGAAAUGUAAAUAGGCAUCCUUCUCAGUGUUCUCAGUGUUGAGAAGAGAUUCGGCCGAAAGCAACAAGAGCCAUGUGAGCCAGGACAGAGCCACAGGGAGGUGACCCCCACCCCCCGCACCUGGUAGCAGAAGCAGAGGCCCGUUAUCACAUGGCUGCAUUUUAUUUCAUUUUCCUUAGAAGGCCGUGUGAGUUUACCGCAGAACCAGCGAGCGGUGAUGUAGCAUGACGUGCAGAAAACCGCUCUGAGAUGUUCUGAGAGGCGGCUCUCAUCCCAGAGCUUCAGUUCAAGACUGAGUUAGGAUUUUGUAAAUGAGUAAAUGACAUUUUUUUUUCCAGUGCUCCUUGUACUAGUUAAUACUGAGUCCGUGUGAUCUAGUGAUGCCAUUCUUCCAAAAGUGUCGGCGUCUGGUACCCAGCCAGUUUCGUGGUGGCCCGGGAAGCACAGCUGUACUGACGGCUCUUUCCUGGAAAUCCUGACAGGCUUACUGUCCUGUGUAACCAACCGGGAGAAGCUCGAGUGUAUCGUUUGGUGUAAGUGACUGAUGUGAAAAAUAGGAACGUGUGUCUAUAAUCUCAGAUACGCCUUCUUUUUGCAGUGAAAUCUAUACGCCUCGUCCUGUAGUAGUGCUCUGUGUGCUGUACCUUUUUGUAAACACGGUAUUCUUGACAGUGGCAUUGGACAAGUUCAACGCACCUAGAAAGCGUCUGACGUAAAGAGACCAGUCCAGAAACCGUGAUAGACUAGUCUUCAUCUGGAAUUAUGAAAGUAAAUUUUAAAAACCGUGGUCCAGAAGAGAACAAAUAUUCAUAAGUGGGUUUUUUUCCUAUCGCUCAUUUUUAGGUCUGUUUACGUCCAGUCUCUGGUAUUUAUAAAGUAGUCAUUGUUUUUCCAGGUUCUUCUUUAUUUCAGUUUUUCUUAAUGCCGGAUGAAAUGAGAAAUGUUGUAACUUUUAUUAAAAAGGAAACUCUUUUAAGCAUUCCAUUUGGUAAUCGUUUAUCUUAAUGCAGUCAAAUUAGAUUUUUCUUUGCUCACCACUUAUAUACCGUGGGUAUUUUUUAAAAAUAUAUUAUGCUCUGGUUGUCUUAGAUCACCUUCUGUAAUGGAUGAUAAAGGCUGGUAAUGGUCAUUCCUCAAACUUCUGUGUAUGAAAUUGGCAACGGUUUCAUUGUUGUUACCUUUUAAACAUCCUGUUUUAUUAAUGCACCUCAAGUUUUCAGGGGAAGUUUGAAAGCUAAACAAAUAGGAAUUUGCAUUUCACUGUCCAUGCAUUUUUUCCUCAUAAAAAUAGUUUCUCAGAAGAAAGCGACAUACUGUCCCAUAGGUGGUCCUGAUCAGUUUCAAAGUGCUCCUCUGACUCAAAAAUAAUUCAUGACAAUGGCGUUUUGACUCAUUGUCUCAAAAGGUCUUUAUAAUGGUCAAAUUGUCUAAUUCACAAGAGAGUGGAAAAAGUUGUUUCUGAUACUGGGCAUUUUCAAACCUUAGUUUUAAGUCUGAAAAUAUCUCACUGGCUUUAACAUCUUCUAAUUUUUCCCCUCCGCUGCUCUAGUCUUUUUAAGGAGCAAGUCUAAAGAACGGGGACACAAAGCCACUAUUUCUUCCGAUCUUACCUCGGCUCCUUCCGCACAGGUGACCUUCUGUCACUUUGCACAGCACCACACCUGUUCCCCCUCCCCACCCUGGCUGCUCUCUGCUAUUCAUAGGCCAUUCCAACACAUCUUUUGCAAAAUGGACACACUCCGCAGAUCACGGAUCCUGCCCGCCAGCAUGGAACCAUUCCCUGCCACUGUCCGGUGGGCGGACAGCUCUGCCCGACUCACAUGUU
Messenger RNA from Acinonyx jubatus (cheetah), 7265 nucleotides. It is a transcript of the gene PAG1, whose product is annotated as phosphoprotein membrane anchor with glycosphingolipid microdomains 1. NCBI's taxonomy places the organism in Eukaryota, Metazoa, Chordata, Mammalia, Carnivora, Felidae. The record is from RefSeq and is a predicted model, not a curated record. Gene Ontology annotation, biological process: intracellular signal transduction; negative regulation of T cell activation. The coding region runs from base 311 to 1615 and encodes 434 amino acids. The transcript has 8 exons. Gene Ontology annotation, cellular component: plasma membrane; membrane raft.